Messenger RNA from Nematocida minor, 975 nucleotides. RefSeq lists its product as uncharacterized. NCBI's taxonomy places the organism in Eukaryota, Fungi, Microsporidia. The coding region runs from base 1 to 975 and encodes 324 amino acids. The record is from RefSeq and is a predicted model, not a curated record. The transcript has a single exon. Gene Ontology annotation, molecular function: zinc ion binding.
AUGUAUAAAACACUGUAUGACAAAACAGUACAACAGUUGGAGAAAUACAAAACAUACGUGGAAACCAUUCGUGAAAAAAGAAGAGGCGCAGAGUGUGUAGCACCCGAAGAGGAAAACUCAUCCGCAAAACAGACAGAGAAAGAUCGUGGAAGCAGUGCACCAGUAGCAUCAGAUAGCAGCACCGAGCACGAAGAUAUUUUCUGCCGGAUCUGCUACUCGUACGAAAGUCCGCUAGGAUGCCUGAAAGACUUGGUAAGUCCGUGCGGGUGCAAGGGAACGAUAAAAUACGUGCAUAGAUACUGUCUGCGGAUAUGGCGGUUUAAGGGAAAACAGGUGAAGGACAUUAAAGUGUGCGAGCAGUGCUUCUGCGAGUAUGUGGUUGAUGACGAGAAGAGCGUUGGAAAGUCGAUUGUCACAAUAUCAACCAUAGCCAUCAUCCUCUCUAUGCUUAUUCUCACAAGCAUUUUUGUUUCUUCUUCAGCAGACACUGCGGAAUUCAUAGCAAAUGACAUAUACGCGUACAUGUACGGAAACUCAAAAAUGAUCUCUUUUGAUGACCCGAUCAUUAUAUGCAACAUGGAUGCGGUUGUUGCUGAGAAGAACCACCAAAACCCUGCGCGCGCAUCGCACUACACCGUGCAGAAGAUGCAAACUCUGAGCGGCGAGAACGAGCACUUUGCAAGCAUCAAAAAAAGGUACAUUUACACACUGAAGAACAUACACCUGCUCGAUGUAAAAAAAGGAGACUCUUUUACUUCAAUUGCUGCCCUGGGCUGUGCAUACACUAUAAUGUUUGAAGACACGCCGUUUCUGUUUGUUAACUUCCUUCUUUCUUUCUGGCGAGUGAUAUCGUUUGACAAGAUAGUAGACUGGUGCCUCUACGCGGUUGUUAUUGGGUACAUAUACAGCAAAAUAUUUGAAAAGAUAUACAGAUACAUUGACAACUACUGCAUGUACGUUAUAAAUCUAUACUGA